This is a messenger RNA of Vigna radiata var. radiata (mung bean), 5180 nucleotides long. RefSeq names its product lysine-specific demethylase REF6-like. The transcript is spliced from 7 exons. Bases 381 to 4982 code for a protein of 1533 amino acids. The record is from RefSeq and is a predicted model, not a curated record. Gene Ontology annotation, cellular component: nucleus. Gene Ontology annotation, molecular function: histone H3K4me/H3K4me2/H3K4me3 demethylase activity. Gene Ontology annotation, biological process: chromatin remodeling. NCBI's taxonomy places the organism in Eukaryota, Viridiplantae, Streptophyta, Magnoliopsida, Fabales, Fabaceae.
AGUCCAAGGCAAGCGCCUGAAGCAAAGGACACUGAAAAGUGACACUCACUAUUUCAUAAAAAAUGCAGUGGCACUUCCAGUAAAUAACACUUCACACCAAGGUCAAAUAAUCUUCAAACCCACGCACUUACUUUCUCUCUGCCUCUCCCCUGCUCUCACUUUUUUUCUUUCACAACAUCAAAAAACAGAGACAGCUAAUACUAACAACAAAUUAAAAACUUCAAAAAAAAGUCACUCAUACCAAAACCACCACACAAAAACUCAUUCUCUAAAAGGAAUACAAAAAAUGUCCAAAAAAUGGAAUCUACACAAACCGAGUUUUUGGAGAAAAGAACAGAGCAGUGAGUCAAUGACGCAGUGAGCUCAGCGGAAUACCGAGAAUGACGGCUUCGGAGGAAGUACUGCCGUGGCUGAAGUCGCUGCCGGUGGCGCCGGAGUACCGUCCAACCGAGGCCGAGUUCCAAAACCCGAUCGCCUAUAUCUUUAAAAUCGAGAAAGAAGCCUCGCAGUACGGAAUCUGCAAGAUCAUUCCCCCGCUUCCCCCUUCUCCCAAGAAAACAGCAACUGCCAACCUCACGCGCUCCCAUCCUACCUUUACCACGCGCCAACAGCAGAUCGGCUUCUGCCCCCGGCGCCCGCAGCCCGUGCGCCGCCGCGUCUGGUACAGCGGCCAUCACUACUCUCUUCGGGAAUUCGAAGCCAAGGCUAAGGCCUUCCACAAAACCUACCUCAAGAAAAGCAAACCCAAACCCUCUCCUCUUGAACUCGAAACGCUAUACUGGAAAGCCACUUUAGACAAAUCCUUUUCUGUCGAAUACGCGAACGACAUCCCUGGCUCCGCGUUUAGCCCCCUCCGUGCUUUGCGCGAUGCCGAUUACGUUGGUGACACCCCGUGGAAUAUGAGGGUGGUUUCGCGAGGGAGUGACUCGCUUCUUAGGUUCAUGAAAGAGGAAAUUCCCGGCGUAACGUCACCCAUGGUCUACGUGGCGAUGUUGUUCAGCUGGUUCGCUUGGCAUGUGGAGGAUCAUGACUUGCAUAGCUUGAACUACCUCCAUUUCGGCGCUCCCAAGACUUGGUACGGCGUGCCUAAGGACGCUGCUGUGGCAUUCGAGGAGGUUGUCAGAGUUCAUGGCUAUGGCGGCGAGAUCAAUCCUCUCGUAACUUUUGCUAUUCUUGGCGAGAAAACCACGGUGAUGUCGCCGGAGGUUUUUGUUGGUGCCGGUGUUCCCUGUUGCAGGCUGGUUCAAAAUGCUGGGGAAUUUGUAGUGACCUUUCCAAGAGCGUAUCACACAGGAUUUAGUCAUGGGUUUAACUGUGGAGAAGCGGCUAACAUUGCCACGCCUGAAUGGUUAAGGUUUGCUAAGGAUGCUGCUAUUCGAAGAGCUUCCAUUAACUAUCCUCCCAUGGUGUCACAUUUCCAGUUGCUUUAUGACCUUGGCCUUGCCUUGUGUUCUAGAAUCCCUGGAGGCAUUAGAGCUGAACCACGGAGUUCUCGGCUUAAAUAUAAGAGAAAUGGUGAAGGAGAAACUGUAAUUAAAGAACUAUUUGUACAGGACGUGGUAGAGAACAAUGAUCUGCUUCACACACUCAGCAAAGGAUCUGCUAUAGUACUUCUCCCUCGUAGCUCUUCUGACUUUUCUGUUUGCUCAAAAUUACGAGUUGGAUCACGACAACUAAAAGUGAACCCUGACUUUUCUCUCAAUGUAUACAAUUAUGAGGGAAUGGAUUCCUCAGAUUUUAUUUCUAAUGACCUUAUGUUCAACAGGAAUCAUGGAAUCAAACAAGUAAAAAGUUUUUAUUCUGUAAAAGAGAAGUUUGUUACGUUGUGUGAAAGGAACAGGGUUUUGCCAUUAAGUUCAAAUGGGAACAUAUACACUUCAAGUUCAAAAACAGACAGUAAAAAGGAAACAGAUAAAGGAGAUGGAUUGUCAGAUCAUAGACUAUUUUCAUGUGUCACAUGUGGAAUAUUAAGCUUUUCCUGUGUUGCCAUUGUGCAGCCCAGAGAACCAGCAGCUACGUACCUUAUGUCGGCUGAUUGUAGUUUCUUUAAUGAUUGGAUUGUUGGUUCUGGAGUAACUAGCAAUAAAUUUUCAAUUGCCCAUGAAGAUGCAAGUAUUCCCAAGCCAAGAACAUAUACAGGAUGGACUAAACAAAAUGCCCAACAUGAUUCAAAUGGUGUUCCCAUUCAAUCUGUUGAGCACCAUGCACAGAUUGCUGAUCAAAAUUUUGAGGAGGCUUUAAAUUCUGGAAGAGAAAAAGGCAAUACAGCUCUUGCAUUAUUGGCAUCAGCAUAUGGAAAUUCUUCUGACUCUGAGGAAGAUCAGGGGGGAUUAGAUAUUGCACUUGAUGGUGAUGAAUUGAAUGCAGUAAACCAUUCGGCCUCUAAUGGAUCUCAGGAGAUGUCUAGUAUGCCUUCUCAUUUUCAAGAUCCCCAUACUAGUCCCAUGGUUAGAGUCAUUAGACUUAAUAAAGGAGAUGAUAUUCAUUCAAGAAGAAUAGACAAUUAUGAGUAUUAUAUGCAUAAGAGACUUGAGCAAAUCAUGACUCCUUUAAACUACUCUGUUAAGUCAGAAGAUCAUGACAACACUUCAGGGGUGGCAUUUAGAAAUACUAGGGCUGUGCCCCAUCCCACCUUGAAUUGUUCCCAAGAUACUCACACUGAUGAAGACUCGUCUAGAAUGCAUAUCUUUUGUUUAGAGCAUGCUGUAGAAGCAGAGCAGCAACUUCGUCCAAUUGGAGGAGCACACAUAUUGCUCCUAUGUCAUCCAGAUUAUCCAAAGAUAGAGGCUGAAGCAAAGUUUGUGGCAGAAGAACUGGGGAUUGGUUAUACGUGGAAGAAUACUGUAUACAGGCAAGCCAACAGGGAAGAUGAGGAGAGGAUCCAAUCAGCUCUGGAUAGUGAGGAAGCUAUUCCUGGAAAUGGGGACUGGGCUGUAAAGCUGGGAAUCAAUCUCUUUUAUAGUGCCAAUCUUAGCCGUUCAGCACUUUACAGUAAGCAGAUUCCUUACAAUUCUGUUAUAUAUAAAGCAUUUGGUCAAAACUCUCCAGCAAGCUCGCCUACAGAGCCCAAGGUCUAUCAGAGAAGGACCAACAAGCAGAAAAAGGUAGUUGCUGGGAAAUGGUGUGGAAAAGUUUGGAUGUCCAAUCAAGUCCAUCCCCUUUUAGCAAAAAGAGAUUCUGAAGAUGUUGAGGAUGAAACAAGCUUACAUGGGUGGCCAUUGCCUGAUGAGAAAAUUCAAAGAUCAGAAAGCAACCACAAAAGCAAUACCUCAACUCGAAAAUCUGGUAAGAAAUGGAAAAAAUCUGUUGAGAAAGGAGGAAUCUGGGAAGAAAGCUUUGUUGAGAGAGAUUCGCUUUCAGAUAACUCCAUUGAAGAUAAAUUCAAUAAAUAUCAAAGGAGGAUUAUUGGGGGUAAGCGCUCCAGGCAUAUUGAGAGAGAUGAUACUGCUUCGGAAGGGGAUUAUUCUCCUCUGCCACUUCAUAGAAAGCCUAUAACCAAGCAUUCAGAAUCUAGUGAAAAUGAUGGAAUGUCUGAUGAUUUGCUGGAUGAUGAUUCUUGUAUACAGCAUCGGAGGAGGGCUAACACCAAUGAAGCUAAAUUAAUUGACAGUGAUGUUUUUUCAGAUGAUACAAUGGACUAUGGUUCUGAUUGGUUGCGGAGGGGGGAGCUUAGCAAUGAGCAAGAUGCUAUUUCAGACGAUUCAUUGAGUGCUGGUUCUCUUGAACUGCACGGAAAGAUUCCCAAAGGCAACUAUGAUAAAUACAUUACUGAAGAAGACGUGAUUUCUGAUGACCAAAGGGAGGUUUGUUUAUGGAAGCAGAGAGGGAAGAUAUCUAAAGGCAGACAAAGAUCACUUUCUGCUAAAAGUGGUGAUGGUCUGAAGCACCAUAGGCAGAAGCAACAACAAAGGAAUCUGAGAAGCAGGCAAGACAAGCACUUUGCAGUAGAGAAUAUUACAUCUGAUGACCAAAUGGAGGGUCGUUCUUUCAAGUGUCAAAGAAGGAUUCCUAAAAAUAAGCAAGUGAAGUUCAUCGAGGUGGAAGAUGUAAUGUCUGAUGACCAGUUGAAGGGUGACUUUCAAAAGCCCCAAAGAAGUACUCGAAGGAGCAGGCAAAAUAAAUACAAUGAUAAAGAUGUUAUGAAUGACUUGGCAGAAAAUAAUUUUCAUAUACUGCAUAGAACUCGUAAAAGGAAGCAAGUUAAAGGUAUGGACGAGGACAAUAUAGAUUCAGAUGAUCAAAUGGAUGAUAUUUUGCAUCAGCGGCACAAAAGAACUCUUCAAAGUAAGCAAUCUAAAGCAGAGAUUCUUCAACAAACGAAACAAACUAAUCCACACCAUGCGAGAAACAAGACAUCCCAUCCUGCCAAACAGAAACAAGGUGCUCAUACUAAAAUGAAAUCAAGGGCUGCUCGGCAGACAAAGAAUCAAUCUGGUAACUCCAAAGACUUAACAUUACAUGUGGAAGAGGAGGAAGAUGGUGGACCUCGAACACGACUUAGGAAGAGAGUCCUAGAAAAAGAGUCAGAAGGAAAAUUGAAAGAAAAGAGAACCAAAAGGGAAAAGGAGAAGAAUACAACAGCUGCAAAGGUUUUAGUUGGCCAUGCCAAAACAAAGGAUGAGGAAUCAGAAUAUCAAUGUGACAUAGAGGGGUGCACCAUGAGUUUUGGGUCUAAACAGGAGCUGUUGCAACAUAAGAGAAACAUUUGUCCUGUGAAAGGAUGCGGAAAGAAGUUUUUCUCACACAAAUAUCUAGUGCAGCAUCGUCGAGUUCAUGAAGAUGACCGCCCAUUGAAGUGCCCUUGGAAAGGGUGCAAGAUGAGUUUCAAGUGGGCAUGGGCACGCACUGAGCACAUUCGAGUCCACACUGGUGCUCGUCCUUAUGUGUGUGCUGAGCCAGGGUGUGGACAAACAUUUAGAUUUGUUUCUGAUUUCAGUCGUCAUAAGCGAAAGACUGGUCAUGCAACCAAGAAGAAUUGUUGAUAGCAUGUGUGCUAGUGAUAGAUGUUAGCAUUGUUGACAAAUUUAUUAAUAUAUUGCUCAAUGUCGUCUAGGACUAGGUGUUAAUUAACUCUUUAGGAUAUAUUCCCUGAAUCUGUCAUUGGGAAUAACUAUUAAUUCUGCUUGGUAAGGUGUUUUUGUACCCAUUUAUUAUAGUAGCAAGCAAAGCAAUUUCUUAGA